This is a messenger RNA of Hyposmocoma kahamanoa, 691 nucleotides long. RefSeq lists its product as uncharacterized. Bases 43 to 513 code for a protein of 156 amino acids. The record is from RefSeq and is a predicted model, not a curated record. The transcript is spliced from 4 exons. NCBI's taxonomy places the organism in Eukaryota, Metazoa, Arthropoda, Insecta, Lepidoptera, Cosmopterigidae.
GCAGAAGAAAAGUCAUAUUUCCUGAAAACACUCGCAUGAGAAAUGAAAUCUUCUUUAUCACUUUUCGUUUUAAUCUUCGCUCUAAUUUAUGAGCUUUACGUACCAUUCACUGAAGCGCAAAAAAAAACAACUGAACCCUCCAUCGACAACGAUACCACCAUCACUACGACCCGCAGAACUCGUAGAACUCGAACGACAAGGGCACGUUACACGUUUGACGGAGUAGACUACAAUGAAUUCCUUGAGAAGCACACACGUGGACUAAAUUUGGACUGCUCAACAAGAUAUGUGAAAUGCUAUUUGUAUACUCCGCUCCAUUGGGAAGUGUGUAUGUUUGACAACAUAAGUAAUGAAUACAACGAUGUGUACAGCACGUGUCAAAUUGACUUUAUGAACUGUCGGGUCAUGAGAUUUAAGCGAAUACCGAAAAUCGCAUAUCAUUAUAAUUACAAAUCCUUUCAAGGAUACGGCCAUAAAUGCAAGAUAAGCAGAGGCUUUCCGAACCUAAUAUAGUCACGAAAUAUGCCAAAUCUCAAUUAGUAACAAGUGGACGAACAAGUUGAGCGCAUAGUGGUAAGCGACACGCCUAUCCAUAACAGUUGCUGUGCCACUUAGACCUGCGGGGAACUGUCACCCUAAGAUAUAAAGUGCUUGUAGUUUCACCAGCUUAUCUUUCAAACCCGGAACACAC